Xyrichtys novacula (pearly razorfish) is the source of this 18529-nucleotide messenger RNA. The record is from the annotation of a GenBank genome assembly. Lineage: Eukaryota; Metazoa; Chordata; Actinopteri; Labriformes; Labridae.
CUACUACUUCCGGGUCACCAAAUAUGGCAUCCUGUUAGCUUCCGUUAGCGUCUAAAUUUGCUCACGGACGUCAAUAAUCUGUAAGUCUUUGCGAAUACUGCCCUCAGAAACUCUCUAAAAUAUUGCUUUCACCUUUAUGACUGCGUUGGUUAGAUUUAUUAAUAAGCUGCAAGCACCGUUUGAGUUUAAAAUGCUUUUUGAGUUUAAAAUCUGACCAACAACAUCUCGGCCUUUUCGCCCCUGCAGGAUGGCUUCAUUUGGCUGGAAGAGGAAAGCAGGUGAGAAGGUUUCAAAGUCGGUGGUGCAGCAGUUUGAGGCCGAUGAGGAGGCUGGAGGUGAAGGAGCAGGUCAGGGGGAGGAGGUGGACUGGCUGCACGCCAUUAAACGCCGGCGGGAGGUCCUGCUGGAGGACUGUGCCGAGAAGAGCAAGAGGCUGAAGGAUGAGGGGGCGCUGCUGGCUGAGCAAGGCAGGUGAGGGAACUGAGGUGUCUGUGCAUGCUCUAUGUGUAUCAAACAAAGCAGUCCUAAAAUUAGUAACACCGUCACUAUGGCUGGGUGAUUUUUACCCGAAAUAAUAUACCCAAGAAAAAGUACAUCAUCAAAAUAGAACAAUACAUGGCAAACUAAAGUAGUUUUCUUUUAUUUUCAACUGUGCAAUGUCCCAAGGGAGAAGAAAAAGUGCCAUGAGGGGACCAUUAGGCAUUCAUAAACAAAAUAAAUAAAUAAACACGAAUUUCUCCAGACACAUAAAGCUGAACCCUUUUCCACGCCACUGUGGAGUCCGUCCUCCUGUAUGGCUGCGAAAGCUGGACCCUGACACCCACCCUGCAGAAGUCCCUGGAUGGGUGCUACACCAGAAUGCUACAAGUUGUUCUGAAUGUGGACUAGAACAUCCACAUUACCAACAAGGACCUGCAAGGGCAACUGCCGAGGCUUAGCAAGAAGGUAGCAUGUAGGAGGAUGAGGCUGGCUGGCCACUGCCAUAGACAUCAGGAGCUCCUGGCCAGCAGGCUGGUUCUAUGGGAACCAACACACGGGCACCAUUCACAAGGACGUUCAGCCUUAACAUAUGUGGACGUCCUGAAGAAGGAUGCAGGGGCCGAAAGCUCUUUGGAGACUGAUGGAAGCUCGUCUGAGAGAGAGAGAGAGAGAGCGAGAGAUUGGAUGUUUCCCUGCUCCAACACACCUGAUUCAAAUGAUCAGCUCGUUAUCAAGCUCAGUAAUGCCUUAAUAAUGAGCUAAUCAUUUGAAUGUGUUGGAGCAGGGAAACAUCCAAAAUAUGCAGGACAGUGGGCCUCGAGGACUGGACUUGAGAACCACUGCCCUACAUGCAGCUAUCAAAUCCACCUAAACCUACUAACCCUCUAUCACAAGGGUGGGCAAUCAUGUGCCAUGAAGAGCCGAGAGGCUGCAGGUUUUCUUUCCAACCCAAAACUCCACCAGGUGAUUUCACUGAUUACCUUACCUCCAAGCAGAGAGCAGGGACUAAUCAGUGAAAUCACCUGGUGGAGUUUUGGGUUGGAAAGAAAACCUCCAGCCUCUCGGCCCUCCAUGGCACAUGAUUGCCCACCCCUGCUCUAUCACUAUUGCUGGGUUAAAAUCACCCAAACACGUGCCUGUAGGAAAAAGCAGGUUUUGGAUCACGGAAACAAAUAUGUCUUCAAAGAUGUCAAAGGUAAUGCUGAAGCUACCCAGGGACCCAUGACACUCAGACAAACGCAACAUAAUAAAAAUCACGUAAACAUGUUUGGAAAAUCACCCGGCGAUAGUGUUCUAGGGUUAAUCCACAUGUUUGUGUGGGUGGCUGUUUUAGUUUGCAGUCAUUAUAAAAAUCCUGUGCAGUUGUCAGUCAGGUACGGAAUAUUUGCUCACCUGUUGCUCUGUUAAAAGGACCACUGCUGAGCAAACAAGUCUAACUCAUCCUCUAUUAUUUCAUUUGAAAAACAUUUUCCGAUCUCUUUGCCAGUUUCAUUUCAAGCAGGAUAAUAACCUGAAUCCAACUUUUUCCUACCUCCUGUCAUUUUGAUGAUGCACUUGUCAAGACAGAUCGAGGGAUGGCUAUCCCAGCCAAAGCACCAGCUGCCUUUUGUGUGAAGAAUAAUUGGAUAGAUGAAAAUAGGGAGAAAGGAGGGGGCAAAACUACAACCUUUUUUUUUCAGUGUUAAAAUUCCAGGUUAUAUUCAGAGGAUGUGCUUUAAAGAGGGGGGUUAUAGCUUUAGCAAAACACAAAGGUUUCUGUAUUUCAAUCUGCUGAGUGAAAUUAUGGAGUGGCCAGAAUUCAGAAGUACUGCAGUGGACAAGAAGAAACCAGUUAAAGUAGAAGUAUAGAGGAAUGAUCCUCAUGAGGUAUAGGGAAAGGAAAGGUAUUGGAUAAUCAAUAGAGGUUUAUUUGCAUUAAUAUGCUGUUAUAGUGUUGCUCUGUGCCAAUGUUAUCAUUGGUUGUAUGAUUGUAUAGGGACGUAUAAGCAGGACUAUGGUUUUGUUUAUGAAUAACUGUGUGUCUAGAUGAAUUGCACUUGCACAAAUUAAUAAAGGGAUAGGAUUAGAUAAAAAAUUACUUCUUUCUACUCAUUUUUGGGUAUAUAAAUUAUGAUUUUUCAAUGUUUGCUCUCUUCUUAUUAUUCUUGUUUUACUUUUAACUACUCUUUUUUAUUUUUAGUAACAUGUUCAAGCUAAAGAUGUCAAUCAGGGAUACAGAUAGUGAGGGACAGAGAGUGAGGGCCUACAUGCAGAUUCAUGCAAAACAUUGUAGAAGAAAGGGCUUUGUUUGCUUUGUUUAAAAAUCCAUUAGCUUUUGAAACAAGUGGACAAGUUCUUCGAAGUUUCCUUUUGUUAAAAAAAAUAUAGAACAGAGAACAUAUAAUACUACAAAGUCACCAAGGGAUGGCGCCAGUGCACAGCGAGUAGUUUCCCUCAUGCCUCUUUCUUGUUAAGAGACUGAGAACAUACGGCACAUAUUGUAUUUCAAAGGCACAGUCGACAUACAGGCAUAAAAUUUCCUUUUUAGUAAUUAUUCUCAAAAUUUGAAUUGGUGUCUGGUUCAGGGCCAGGAGCCGCAAUUCUCUCAGGAUGAGGUCAGUAAAAUAAAUGUACAACAGUAAUUUCUUUCUUUUUGUCUUUGGAGAGGCUUUUCUUCAGUCCUGUCAACUUUUAUUUAACAUUCAGGGUAAAAAUGAGGUUUGGAGCCAUUAUUUUAUAAAAUAUGUCAAACAUAGAGUGAUAAACUGUCCCUACAAUCUCCUCUGGCACCCUGGACUUGUGGAGAGCUUAUGUAAAGUUAAAUGAUUAUAGCCAGCUGAAUAAGAAAAAUGAAAUUUCUCUGCCUGCUUUUUAAAAAAUAUAUAUAUUUCCAGGACUGCUCUUGUUUAGCUUUAAUCAAAAUCUCUGCUGCCUUUGUAUGGAGUUCCUUUUGUUAGAUAGAUACAGAUGUAAGAACAGAAAAAACAAAAAACUUGACCUCCUUCUGGGACUGCAGUCCAAUGUGCUUCAAAGUAAUUGACCUUUUCAGCUGAGUAACCAGUACUUUGUGAACACUGCAGUACAAGAAGAGCUAAUGUUGUUCCCCUCAGUGAUGCUGGUAAUCACAUCUUCAGGGGGGAAAGUGGAUUUUGCUGGGGAAAUGAUAUCUUUUCAUGGUGCUCCAUAAUGGCUGUUCAGAGGUUUGAGUCGGUGUCUGGUUGGGUCAGUUGGUCAUUACCAGGGUUCAGAUGCUCCUGAUGUCAUUGAGGAGCUCCUCUAAUCUUAUCCUGAGUCACGUUGUGUGGUGAUAGGUGGGGCCAUGUAGUCGCAGGUAGUUGCCUCUGGCAUUAAUUUGUUUCAACAAAUGAUUUCUUGUGUAAAUUGGUUCGCAAACAUGACCUAAAUUUCAAGAUUUUUUCUUUCAAAGUAAAUGUUAAGCUCGACUUCACUGAGUUCGUUAUGAUUACAACAAAAAAUCCCGUUAGUGUUAACACAGCAGGACACCAGAUGUAUUCUGCAGUAUCUUCUCUUGCUGUGAAAAUGAUCAAAUAGGAAUCACAGACUGAACUGUCACUUCUUUUUAUUCAUGAAUUAGCUGGGUGUAAACUUUCAAUCAUGAGCAGCAGUGAUGGGUGGAAGGCUGGAAAGCUAUUUGGUUGAACAAACAAACAAAAUAAAAUACAGAUGCAGAUUGCAUAUUAAUCUUUCAGAGCCUUGAGUUAACUAAAGGAGAGGAUGAAUCAGCAGGCUUAUAAACAUGUGUUGAAAGCCACACAGCAGCAACUUUCUUCAAAAGUUAUGUAGAAUUUACACCUUGAUUGUAGACUUUAGUUCAAACCUGAACAACCGGACAGUUCCUCAGCAAACAUACACCUUCUUGUCUAGAGAGAAUGCAGUUGCAGAAUUAUGCCUUAAGUUAUUACUAAAACAGAUGUUUUAUCAGUUAUUUUAGAGCUGCAGGAGGCAGCAAGUCCCAUUAUCAUCCAAAUACUUGACAUAGUUUACUGGUUUGUCCUCCUUCCAGCUGCCUUGCUGAGUCAGUGUCUAAUCACAAGAAAAACUGAGUUUGCAAGUUACAAUUUGGCUCUUUGAGGCGAUCUGAAAUAUCCAGUGUCAUCUAAAAACAUCACUUGUUAUGCGGUGUAGAGUCCCACAUUGUUAAAACAAUGAUGAAGAUAUUAUCUUAAACCAUUUUAUACCGCACUCACAAGCGUAUCCCACACCUUCAUUUUGUCAGCGGUGGAGCUAAUGCACCAUCAAAGAUCCCUCCAGCCAUUCGAUUUUUAUGUUGAUUUUAAGUAGAUGCCCCCAGUAAUGGAAAGGUCAAUAACUCUUGCGUUAGUGUUUGUUAAGUUAUCUCCAAAAUUAAAUUACUUAAUGCCUGAAUUAACCCAGUUUCCAGUCCUCCCUUCCUCUCUCUCUUCCCUUUCUUUGACCGAUGAACAGGGUUGUAAUAACAGCACAGGUUUCAUUUUUAGCCCCCAGGCUUCAUAUGUCGGACUCGGAGCCCAUAUUGCUUAACUUCCUCAAACUAUCUGUCUUUGUCCUUUGGUUAAUCUCAUGGUAUGAUUUCCACACUGCUCAAGUCCCAUUUCCUCACUCCUCUUUCUAACUCGUAAAUAACCAUUGCAUUUGUUAUCACAGUCUUGAUCCUAGUUCAGGCUGUAAUCCAAGUUCUGAAACCGAUCGGUGCAAAUGGCCUCAUUCAUUGUGUUUCCUCAUAUUUUCAGGAUAUCCUUCUUUAUAAAGACAUAAAAGAAGCAGACUGAUAGACUGACAUAUUGUUUGUCAAACCCAGGAUUUCAACUCAUAAUCUUUAAGAGCUUUUGUCUUGUUCAGGCAAUUGAAGUGAUCUGAAAGUCAAUAUUGACUUAAGGAGGAGAGGGUUGUUGAAGUUAGCAUGAUCGCAUGCAUCCUCUAAGUGUAUAAAAAUAAUAAGAUUUGCACACCAAAAAGAUUUUUACAUGUGAACCCUGGUAAACAAAUAUACGCAAAACACAAACACAAUGAUGGCCACAGCUCAAAAGAGUCAGCAGCAGGGCUUCAUGGGACUUCUGCCUACCUCUAUAUUACUUAUGUACAAAAACAGAUAGUCAAUAGUCGUGAUGUCUUGCUGGCUUAGACAAAUAAGGCUACGGUCUAAUGCUUUCCUCUUAAUAGUUUGAUUUGUGAUCUCCAUAUACACCUCAGUGAACUUGUGUGUUUAUUCAGCUUGUUGUAUAUUUUGUACUCCCAUUGUGUCAAGAAGGAGGAAACGUGAAGGAAGCACGAGACUUUAUAGAAACAAGAAGCCAGUUUAGCAUAGUGUCCUGGGAACAUGGAUCAAAAAAUAACUACCAAAAUACCUUUUGUUUGUGUGAAAAUAUGGGCUGUGAAAUCAUUUUUAAGAUUUCAAUUUAUCACAGAAUUAAUACGUAGUUAAUCACAAUAAAAUGCAAAUUUAAAAUGUAACUAUUUUGCAUUCUAAAAGAAGUUUUUAAGUCUGCAUUAACGAAAUAAGGACGUCUUUAUCGGUGUCUUGAUCCAGGCUUCAAAGUAAUGCAUUCAAAUGAACUUUUUGAACUUGGCUUUUAAAAUUAAGUAUUAAAAUACAUGCUGACCUGUCACACUUGUGUGCUCUGAAGCCACCACUUGAAGGAAAAAAAUAUCUCCAAAAUGCUUAAUCUGUGAAAUUCAGCUUCUGUUUCUACUUCUGUACAAGUGUUACACUGUUAAUGCAGUGUAAUGUAAAAAAAGUGCCAACACAGUGCCCAUGUGUUGUGCAAUCAUUCCUAGAUCAUUUUGCUUACUCACUGAUGCCCAGUGUCCCCCAAGUGAAAUGUGUCAUUCAAAUUGUUUUGUGGCUGAUGGUCUCAUUUGCUUUAGUGGGUCACAAAAAGCCAUGACUAUUUUUUCUUGUGUAUUUUGUGGCUGGUGAUUACGUGAUAAACUCCUCACACGAGCUUUAAACUAAGCCACAUUUUGCGUAGACGGAGUUAUCUCUGAAAGAUUGGCGGAAGACUUCUUUUUAUUUGGAAAUAACUACGGUAACAAGCUGUUUGAUACCUGCUUAACAAAUAUGUGGGCCUGUCCGAAGUUACGUAAUGUUGAUCAAACUCAAUGUGGAGACAAUGGAAGCGAGUGUCCGAUUACAGUGGGAUACGUGAUCCUCUGUUUGAAUCUGUCAUGUGUUAGAGCUUCAUCACCCAAAGUCAAUAUCAAGCUAUGCUUAAGUUGAUGUUGUGCAAUACCAAUGUGUUGGGUGUUGAUGGCUUGUAGCCUAAGCCAGCAAACAUUCAUUGAUGCAUAAUUCACACGAAUGGCUGUUAAAAUGUAAAUCAAAUUGUUAAGCUUCCCAAGAAUAAACCAGUUUCUGCCAGAUAAUUGUUUAUUGUGCAAUUAGUGCUUUUUAUGAUGCAACCCUCCCCUGUUCUACAAUAAAUUUUUUAACCACUGUGUGUGUGUGUUUUCCUCAGGCACUGGGAGGCUGUAAAGAAGUGGGACGAUGCCAUUCAUCUUACUCCAGACAACCCAGACCUCUAUGAAAUGAAGUCACAGGUAUAUGUCAUAUCUCAAUCAAUCGUCUGCUUUUUUACUCAGAAUACCUGUCACAUGUCAGACCUUUUUUCCCCAAUGGAAGGCUCUGACAUUUCCAUAACUUAAUUGAGCUCAAAGACCAUCAGAUUCAUUACGUACAGUGUAUGGAAAAAGGAUGGAGUGGCAAAAACAGAAAUACAUUUUUUUCCUCUGUGAUACAGAAACUGUAUAAAUUAUGGUUCUUGUCUCAAGGAUGUCACUCACUGUUCUUUAAAGAGGAGCAAAGAACAGUAACAAUAUUUGAAAUUCAACAAAAAGGUGGAGUUGAGGUGGACCUGGAGUGUCUUUGCCAACUGCUUUCAAGUACUCUCCUGUCAGUCAAAUCAGCCGCUCUUAGUUAUAUCUUCUCCUGGGCGACUCUUAGCCUUUAUCUAAGUUAUUCAGAGAUUCAAAACCCGUACAGUAUGUACAAAUUAAUAAGAUUGCUAUUGAGACCACAACCAUUUUAUUUCUGUAUGUAUUUAAAUUUAUUUGACCAGGACAGCCUUGUAGAGAUUAAAAAUAUCCUACACAAGAGAUUAAAACGACAUAAUUAUCUUGUUAAUUCAGAAAAACUGAGCAGACUUUUUCCCCAAGGUGAAUUCAUUAUGCCUUAAAGUCCCGUAGUUCUGAAGAAAUAUUUCCCCAAGUGACUUAAUUCAAGGAUGUUUAUCAGAUCUACUUCUCUGGAGGCACAAAAGGACAUAAAAUUCUGGUUUACUGUUUUAAUUCCCACCCAGAGAUUCUGUGAUCAAAGGAGAGAGAGGAAAUUAUGGCUGUGAUAAAGACAGAGAGUAGUAGUAGAGACAUACUUCAACUGCUGCUAAAGACUACAUCAUUACUCACAUUCCUGUGUCCCAAGUGCAAGUUACAACCUCUCUAUUUCUUACCGUCAUUAUUCACAAGUCAGCAAAUACACAUGUUUUUUAAAAGUCCUUUAAAAGUCUCUAUUUAUAUCUGUUGGAGACAGGCUCGGUUAAAAAAAAGAGAGAGAGAGAUGUCACCUGGUAUCUUUAAAUUAAUCAUUUCACAAUCACAACUCAUGUUGUGAGCACAACACUUCUGCACAAAAGAAUACGCCCCUUAAAUGUCACAAUAAGACUGACAGAGUUCAGACUUCCUCUGCAUUAUGGUUGAUCAUUCAGCGGGAACAUGUCGUUUCAGUUCUACAUUAUCUGUUCUUGUUAUUAUUUAGGUGCUCUGGGGUACAUUUUUUGUUGAUAUCUUUUGAUUUUUUUCUGGUAUUGUAUCCCAUGCUCUAAAUUCUGGUGUUAGGAUGCCUCUCUACAUAUGGAACUCUGGUGAUUGUAUGAAUAUGGACUUGAAAAAUGCUAAACUCUCCCUGAAAAAUCCACUGUGUGGGGGAUGUGGUUGAUCUAGCCCUCUAUCGUAUGACAGACACAUGGCAGGUUACUGCUGUUUCCUGGUACAUGACUGUUCAAGCAUGCUUAAAGUGUUAUUCACUUGAACAGCUGCAGUCAGAGUUGUAGGGGUGCAGUUACAUCAUAUUAAAAACAUGUAUGUAACUUUUUCUUCCAUUUAGAAAAUCAUAAAACUCAGUUUUGUUUGUGUCUCUUGGUUUGAAAGUAAUCCUGACCACCAAAAUGCUCUGCAUGCACAUCUACACAUCUCUGCUCGUGUGAGACUUAUUUUAUUUUUUUUUUAUCAGCCAACAUCACAAAACACAUCCUGUGACUUUGCUUUUAAGCCACGUGAUAACAGCGCGUUUAUGACUCCACCUAAAUUCUGCAGCUUUCCUAACAGCAUCAGUGUGUUUUUUCUCAAUUUACUCCUUCCUUUCCCCCCUCGGCUUCCUGUGGGACCAUACUGCUGUAAUGUAUGUUUGUAUUGUAUCUCCACUGCAGCUUCUCAUAAAUGCAUCCUGUGAAUAAUCGCCGCAGCAUAUUAAGCAGAAGUGGAGCAGCCAGAGGAGGUAGACAGACCCCUCUACAUUAUUGAAUAUUCAUUUGACCACAACCCAAUAAAAAGUCUCUUCCUAUAGCCAUAAGGAUUCACAUCACGUGUGGCUGAAAUGUUAUUAUCAUGAUAGGAUAUUUGAGGAGGAAGUCAUUAUUGUCCAGGCCUGGAAAAUACCACUGAAAAAAAAGCGUCUUUCCCCUCGAUGCCUUUGGUUACUCAAAACAUGACAUUAGCACAGACUUCCGUUUUUGCUUCAUUAAAGUCACUGAAAAUAAGCAGGACCGACCUCAGCGUAUUCCCAGUAGUAGCCCCAGAUGAUGAGGAGACUUACGGGGAAUCUGGUCUUUCACUUCCCCCCAAUUGCUUUCUUCCUUCUUAACUCAAUCAGCAUCUAACUGAUACGUCUGACUGUGACUGUACUGUGCGCUGGAGGAAAUUGGAUCCGUUUGUUAAGAUGUCACCACAUCUCUCCGGCUUUAUGAUGAUAUUUGAAACUUUGGUCAAUAAAGCCGUUGUAGAUGUUGUUGUAAACUUGUGAGGCUAAUUGGGUUUUUUCCUGUUCCAGUAAUGUCUUUUGGUAUUUUUAUGACUGUUUAAAUUUGAACCACUGACUGCAUACAGCGAUGUAUACAGUGAUGCCAAAGCAGCUCCUACAACAAACUCAGAAAUAUUGCACACUUAGAGUCACAGUCUCUAUCGGUAGGAAUCGGCUCUUUGGGCUGAAUUAGAUUAAGGGCAUUUUAGAGAAGCAGGGUCUCACGGGAAACUGCAUGAGUUAAAGGGAUAUUCCGGCGUAAAAUUUAAUUUAGGGCCAAACACACCAUAACACUAAGUUACACUCCCCGUCGAGAGAUGAAUGUUGCCGACUGCUUGCUUCUCUAGUUAUACCAACUUUAAUAAUGACCGCACAUAGCAAUACACAGCGGUCCCAGGAGCCACACACUCAACCAAAACGCCACUCUAUAGCCACAAAUAAUGCUCAGAACAGCACCUAACUUCAUCAACAGUACAUAUAGGGUCCCAGUCAUAGCACUAGCCACCACACGUCUUUUUAGCUUUGCCUAAUUUCUUAAGCAAAGAGACAAAACACAACUCACCUCCUCUCUUCCAGCAGCCGCUUGUUUGUAGGGAGACCUCAGGCCAGUCCAUUAUGGACUGCUGCGGACUGACGCAGCUCAAGGAAGAACAUUUAUGAUCAUUUCUUCAUGGAAAUGCAAUCAGACUGAGAAGCUGCAGUGCAAAAUGAUUAACAUGGUGAUUAUUACUUCAAGGAAAUGAUAAAAAAUGAUCAUAAAUGUUCUUCCUUGAGCUGCGUCCCCCGCUGCGGUAAUGGACUCGUCUGAGGUCUCCAUACAAACAAGCGGCUGCUGGAAGAGAGUAGGUGAUUUGUGUUUUGUCUCUUUGCUAAAGAAAUCAGGCAAAGUUAAAAAGAUGUUUGGUGGCUAGUCUGUAGUAGAAAUCACUGCAUGGGCUGCAAAAUCACCUCUAAAAACCAGUGUCUGUUUACAGGUUAGAAAUGCACCAUGCAUAGAGGCCGCCAUAUUAACCAUGACUCAGAAAAUUUAAGUUUGACCCAUCUGCUAGUAUGGAGGAGGCCAGGUCAAUGAUGACUUGGUACUUUUGGCUUCACUUUUGGGAAGCUGUUGCGCGAUACAUUUUUAUGAAGUCCAUGAUGUAAGUCAAUGCAUCUGUAUUUUAAUCGCUGUAUUGCUUUCAUCCUCUCUUUUUACACUUUAACUUUGUGUUUCAGUUCUCAGACAACUUCUCAUAUUAGUGGCUUUUCCCUGGAUGUGUCUUUGUAUCAACUAUGAAUAUUAAACCAAUUAUUAAAUUCCCUGCAGAUGCCAGACCUGGUUGGAGCUCAGUGCAUCCCUUUGAAUAGAAUUUCUUCAUGUGGCGCUGAUACUCUUGCUUCUUAAUUUCUCGCUCAAGUGCUCCAACCACACCAUGUAAAUGGAAGAUAGCGUUCCCCACUCAUUUUAGUUCUGUGGUUAAAAAUGCAUUUCUACAGAGUGAAUAAAAACCACAGUACUCUGCGGCACAGCUAAGAAUCAGCAUGUCUAGCCAAUAACUGUGUUUUAUUUUUGAGUAUGCAGAAGCUUGUGGACAGUUUGUCUCCUGAAUGACUGAACUAUCACUUCAAAACUGCAUAUACAGUACUUCUCUGUUUAAUGUCCAUCUAAAAGAUGACUCAGGCUUAACGAGGUCAGUACAAGUCUGUUUAAUGUUAACACGGAUAAGUAAAUUAUAGAGCCAUCUUGUGACUAUGACUGGGCAUUGUUCUGCGCUGUACUGCACUGCGUGUUCAUGCGGCGAAUGAGUCACAUCAGCAGGGCUUCAACUAAAUGUUUCAUCAAAGAUUAACCUGUUGAUUUAUUGCUGAGGUUGUUAGUCGGCUUGUGCAGAAUAAUGAAAACUAUGUGUGGCACCAGAAUCUAAGGGAAAUAUAAGCUAGGAUUGAAUCAGAAGUAGCCACACUGGAGGAGGUGAAAACAGGGUUUAUUUGGCCACAUUUGUCUGAAAAAUAAAUAACAUAAAAGAAGAAGUCAUCUUUGUUUAUUUUUUUUACAGCCAGUUUUUUUUAUUUUUUUAUUUUUUAUUACAGUGACAAUGCAAGACAGACAACAAACAACAAACAACAGCAUUUGUGGUUUUGUGUGUGUGUGUGUGUGUGUGUGUGUGUGUGUGUGUGUGUGUGUGUGUGUGUGUGUGUGUAUGUAUAUAUAUGAAUAAUAAUGAUAAAGAAUAUUACAAUUGUCAGACAAGCAAAUGAAAAUUAUAAUAGAAGAAUAAUAUCAAUAAUAAUAAUAAUAAGAAGAAGAAGAACAACAACAUUCAAUAUUAAUAAAGAUGAUGAGUAACAUUAAUAAUAUGGGUGGAGGGGAGGUCUUUAAAUUUGUGGACUACCUCAGCCAGUUCUUGAUAUCUCAGCUACUGUUAGGGCUGGGCGAUAAAAUGAUAAAGAUUUAUAUCGAAAAUUAGUUUCCCCUUAAUAUCAAUAUAAAAUAUGGUCAAUGUCCUUUUCAAUAGUCAGCAUUCUGCCAUGUUUAGGUGGACUAUAUGAAAAGCCAAUGAAAAGGGGAGUUGCUCCAGGUCCGCUUUGCGCUGAACCAAUCAUGUGCUAAUUUAAAACAAAGUAGCAAACAACUGCGUCAUAGCAGGCUGCAGCUACACACAACCAUAGCACUUUAACACGUGACAUGUUCUCGCAAAGUCUAGGAAUACCUCAAGGAGCCCAUGGCGCCUGUGCAGCCGAAACAGCCGAUCAUUCAGUCCGCCCUCUCCAGCGCUAUGACAAAACGUCGAAGAGACACAAAAACUUCACAGACGCAGUGAAGACAUGCUACCAAUAAACACUGUUAAAUUUCAUUUUUUAUAUUGUGAUAUUGAUGCUGACUGAUAUGAAAGAAAUAUAUCGUAAUAAACUUUUUCCCAUAUCACCCAGCCCUACUGUCUAGACAUGGAUAGAUGGAGAGAUUGAUCUACAGGAGAUUGAGCCCAAAUUUACCAAAGCCAGUCAUUACAUCAUGAAAUUCAAGUUCUUUACCUUGCCUAUACUGCUAACAAUGGAAAUCACUCUUUGUUCUUUGUAAAGGGUUCCUCCCUAACAGGCAAAUUUUACAGCAUCAACCUGACAUCUUUUUUUUUUUUCUCCCCAGGUGCUGACCAUUUUGCAGGAGGUGUUUCCAGCAGUUAAAGCAGCAGAGAUGGCAGUGAAGCUCCGCCCCCUGUGGUGGGAGGGCUGGCAGACUCUAGGCCGUGCCCAGCUCAACUUGGGAGAGGUGGAGCUGGUGAGUUCAGCUCGCAGAACAAUCCCACCAAAAAAAAACAAAGAAGAGUACGAUGUGUUCACAAAUGCUGCCUGACUGCCCUCGAUUCAGGGCCGUAAACAAAUGAGUGAGUCACAGUAGGAGGAGACAACAGAACCUGAACAUCCCAUUGUUUAUUUAUAACAGAUGACUUUAGGUUACAGGUAGCUAAAACUGAAUCCUGCAGUGAUUUUUAUGUAAGUUAGAAGUUAUUCAGAGUCAAAAAGGUGCCAUUCUGCAAACACAAGACAACCUUUGUGUUGCCUAAGUACCAAAGCUUCCUGCUCGGUCAGUCAUUAAUGAUGUUCAGAGGAAUACCCCUGCUCAUUUGCAGUGAGCUAUACCUCAUAUUUAUGUGACUAUAAAUCAGAUUUGCUCUCCUUUUGAACGGCUGCAAAGAUAUGCCAUUUGUCAUGUUUACGACUUGUUGACAGAUCCUUUUCCUUGAGAAGAAGUCCGUCUUUCAAAGUACACCCAGGCGCCUCCGGCUUGAAUGAUUGCUUAAAUUGCCCCAGAACAGGCCGAGACCUGUGGCUGUAUGAAACCUGCAUAUCACAGUUACGCUGUUGGCCCAUUUGGAGGCAAGCAAAAAAAACAGGGGGGUAAGCUCAGGAAGCCUUCAGCUCAAGGCACCGCAUGUCUCUUUGAUGGAGAGACCUGUCUUACGGCGCAAAAAAACAACAAUAGGAAGUGUUGAAAGUUGGUCGGGCAAAAAAACUAAACCAAAUAUAGACACACCUCUUUGUGUAAUCAAGCUAUUGGGAAGGAAGAGGAGAAAAAAAGUUGAUGGGUUAUUUUUAGCGAGACUUGUCGAGUCAAGUUCAGGAGCUUUGUGUGCAUCAACAUGUUUGAGUAUUGCCUGUUUGUGCAAAAAGUGAACGCAGAGAUUCCCCGUUUUCUCUUAAAUAAAUCCUUCCUUUGAUUGCCGUGCCUCGCUUUCUCCCUCAGAGAUGAAAGCACCCGCACUGAACAAACAUGAAGCUUUUUGAUUUAAUCUUUUUUGUCAAAUUCUGGGUGCUCUAAAAACAGACAUCGAGGUGCUGUGCAGCAUGACAGCUCAGUUGCCAUUAAUCUUCCCAUUAUUAUCAUUAACGUCUCUUUUGGCUGUAAUUUUCCACCAGAAGCCGGUUUAUCUGCCCACCGUGGUGUUUUUUUCCUUUGAGGGAUUACUUUCAAAAUAAAGAGGAGUUGAGAUACAGGUCUGUUCAAGAUUGAACUUGAGAUGUUGUUUUGGACCCAGACGGUUUCAUUUAAUGAAGCAGAAAAAAACUUAACAGUGACAGGAAUUUUGUCAAAGACUUCUUUUCAGGAGAACUUAACAGGGCAGGUUAUUUAUAUAACAUGUAGGGAACAUUUCAGAACAAGUUGUAAUGAAAGUUGGCAUGACGUGAAGUCCUCAUUAAGAGCUUGACAUGACGGCUCAGCAACAAUAAGAUUCAUAGCAGUUUAUUUUUACUGUUUCAAAAGAAAAUCCUUCAAAUUUUUUUUUUAAUGAAAAACAUGUUUUGUCUUGUUUUAUUCUUUCUGUUUAUCGUUUUGAAAUUGUUAUUCUGAGCCAAGAUAGGCUUUUGAUGGACAGCCUGAGUUUGGAUUCAUCCUGAUAUAUUUAAAUUCUUCAUGUUUGAUGCCUCACAGACACUUUUUCUCCCUUUCUUUUUCCACAAAUCAAUCUGACUGCGGUUGAGUUUUUAUAACAGGUGUGGCUCACUGUGCGACUAGAAACAGGUGCCACUCAAGAGUGAGCUCCUUUUAUUUACACGUGAGCACAUAAGAUAGAUAUGUCAUUUCUUUUGUGGAUGACGCAUAUAGAGUACUCUAUCUAUGUAAUGUGGGUGUAGCUGUUCCUCAAGACUACGCUGAGGAGGGAACAGGUCCUAAACUACAAGAAGACGACUUCUGGAAAGUUCAAGGAAGACUGAAGUCCAAAUCAGACGAUAAGGAGGAAGUGAAAUGCAAUUUCCUGUACGGGACAACAUAAUUUAUUGAAAGGGGGAUGCCCAACACAUGCGUGGCCAAGCAUGUCAGCAUACAUAUUGCAUCAGAUUACAUCAAAAUGAAGGAGGCGACUUUUGUUUUAUCUGCCCAGCAAAUGAUAUGAAAGUGUUGAUUCUUGAAUAUAUUCAAACUUGUUGAGACAGCUUGAUAAUGGUAUUGAUGUCAUUAAAGAUAAGUCAUUCUUAUCCUGAAUACCAAGCCAGUUCAUCAAUAUUUCACUGAAACAGUUUUGACUAUAAACUCUCACCAGUUAUUUUGGUGACCUGAAAAAGUGGUUCAACGACUUCUGGGUUGGAAAUCGACAGCUGUUAAAUGCCACUAAAAUGUUUUGGCUCUUGUGAUUCAGAGUAUGGCACAUUCCUCCAUAAGGUGUCACUGCAAAUAACUACAUGUUAGUCUCUACUUAAAUAUUGAUGAAGAAUUAUUAACCACAGAGACUAUCAACAAUAGACAAAAAACAACCACAACGGUUUGGCCUAGAUAUGAAAUUUUAGGCUGUUCAACAACUUUGUGCUGUUGUCAGUCAACAAUGAAACGUGUUCACACGCACGUUAUUUGGUACCUACCUGACUGAUGGAGUCCUCAGCAGAUAUCUGGGAAUAUCUACGUGACUAAAAAGUAGGACAUUUGCGUACCUGCAUGGAGAGAGCUUAAGUUUUAGCUGAUUUGAGGUAUUUAAUGUUUGCCAUGCUGCAAAGCAAAUGUUCCCCUGUGGUGUAGUCGCACUUAAGACUAUUCCACUGUACACCUAGAUUGCAGUUGUUUAUAAUUUUAAGUCUUUUUAUGAUAAUUCUUAAAAUAUAAAAUUGUAGGAAUUGUUAUCUAUUUAAUGCUUUCAUCAUGGUUUACAAAAUUAGGUUAACAAUUUCUAAGUGAGGCUUGAUUUUAUUAUUAUGGAUUUAUUUAAAAAGAAUAAUCCCAGUUUCCCAGACAUCAUGAGGCGUUCAACUUUUUAAGUCUGAAUGGAUCUUUAUUGACAGAGGUGUGUUAGUACAUUCAUAGCAGGCUACAGAUUUAUUUGAUAAUUUCACAGGCAGCAAAUCUCCACAGUCUGAGGUUGACUUCAUCAUCCAUUAAGAAUCAGGGGGCCGCUUGUAUUUCUGUUAAAUCGAGCUAUAACUUCACAUCGAUCGACACCUGCACACUCAGCUCAGAGAUAUUGAUGUCUUUUUAAUGAAACCAUAAAUUUGGAUGCAGUAGAGCGGCAGGAAUGUCUGGGUUUGAGAAAAACUCCUUUCUUUCAUGCCCACCACUUUUAAUCCUGCUCUACUAUCUCUACAGGCUGUGAAAUCUUUCCAAGUUGCGAUCCACCUGUGCCCUUCAGAGCCCACUCUGUGGCAGGAAGACCUGGCGUGGGCGUGUAAGUUACAGAAGCAACACUUAGCAACCAAGGAGAAAAUACGGCAAGAGGAGGAGACCAAAAAGCAGAUCCUCCAUGCUCCUGAGCUGGAGCAGGACUUUGAUUUUGAGUCGGAUGAGGUGCUGGCCGCCUGCGAGGCUGUUGCCGAGAGACAGACACGUUACGAAGAGCUGAAGCGGACCGCCGUGGUCAUGGAUUCUGAGGGGAAUAUCAAAAAUGUCCUCACUGGGGAAGGGGGGUCAGAGGAUACAGAAACACUAUCAGAGGAACAAUUUGUCAAAGCAAGAGGACUUUGAAGUGGUCUCAGCAUGAAUUGAUUGUCUUGGUUAAAAUUUUCAGUCCGUCUUUGUAAUUCAGAAACCACUCAGAGGCAGACAUGAUAGCCUAAACUACUGGGGAUGGUUUGUAAACUGCUAAAUGAAAUAUAAGCUAAACAACCCAGAUAUGCCGUCUUAUAUUUUCCAUCCUUUUAAGUGUGCAGUAUUAGAUGUUUUAUUAAGUCACGCUCGGUUGAUACAGAACAAUGAAUCAAACCAUAUAAAGGUGCAGUGUGUGAUACUUGGAGGCGUUGAGCAGAACAGAUGAGGAAUACAAUACUCACUGGUUUGUUUAAAUUCAGGUAGGCAGGUCUCACACUGCCAUGUGUCUGCAAUAGCUCAGAAUUGGCAAACUAGUCAUGACCAUGCAUGUAUUUGUAUGUACUGAGUGACUGAGUUUUGUUAGUUUGUAGAUGAGUUUGUGUUGAUAUUUUUGGAGUUUUGUGAAUUAAGAAUUUACUCUUAUUUUAAGGAUCUUAACUCCUAUUGAAAUAAGCUUUUUUUUUUUGUUCUAUUGGCACUUUUUAAAAAAAUCAUUACAAACAAGUCAUUUCUUAUUUCUGGCUUGUCAUGGCUUUGAAUAAGACAUUUUUUGCAUUGUAAUGUUAAUGUGGCUUAUAUUAAGUGUAAUAGGACUAAUUUCACUGUAAAAUAAGACAGAAACACUUGUUAAAUUUAGAGUUUUUGCAUGUUUUUACAUGUUAUAUGUGAACAUGAGAUUGUAUCUUUGGCCGUGACACCAAAAUUUAACCGAAAACUAAAGAUAUUCAAUAAAUUUGGUGAUAGAUUUUUAUAAGACUGAAGCAUCUAUUUAUAUCUUACAAAUACAUAAAUACUGUACUCUUGAUUUAUAGGGAAAGCCACACUGACAGUGUGUUGCAAUGUCUUUGAAGUGCUCUAAAAGUACAGCAAAUUGGAGAGGCUGAGUUUAAUCCUGUUUUGCCGUGUUUGUGUAUUUCAUAACUUAAUAACAACUAUGAUGGACAAUUUUGGGACAUUGUUAAAUCUUUCUCAGCUUGGUUUUUGAAACACUUGGUUCUCUUCAGUUUUGUAAGAUAGCAUCAAAUUAAAGCUAGAUGACUUUCUACAAAAGGGCCAGAAAGUUCUAAGAAUAAGCAGCCUCGGUGUCGGUUAAACGAUUUGAAUCUAAUCAUAAACUAAAUAUGGAAAAAACUGGGAGGUCAUUUCAAAUUCGGUGUAGUUCUUAAUAAUACCACAUCGUUAUCUCUUAAUAUGUGAAAAUGAUUUACAAUCUUUUCAUCAGAUGAGUAGAUUAAUGCAAAAAUUCAAUGCAAAAAGAAAGCAAAAUGGACUCAAGAUUUACACAGGUAACGGCUGACAGAGCUGCUGAAAAGUAUUUAUAGGGUUGUCAGUGAAAGUUCAGCUUUGGUCAGUGUGCUUUAGACAAAGAGAAAAGGUGUCUACAAAUUGAUUUAGAUCUAAAACAAAUAUAUAAAACAAAAAGGAACAUGAUUACUCUGGGCGGAGGACACACCCAGAUCAUCGCUGCUGCUGCAGCUGCAGCUGUUGGUUUUCGAUGUUGCAUAAUAAGAUAGAUAGAGGUGGCCUGUGUGUGUGUGUUCAGGGUGUGCCAAGUGGUUUUAGGUUAAAUACACGUUUGUGUAAAUGGUCCAACAGCUAGUAAGUUAUUUCUUUGUUAACGUUUUUUGUGAGUUGAAACAAACAAAUCUAUGACAAGUUUACUGAACCCUUGAGGAAACAAAGACAACACUUCAGGUUGAUUUUAAUGAACUGUUGAUCAUUUUUCUCUAUACAAUGCUUCUGAACCUUGUUGUUACGGUCAGAGACAGACUAUACUGUUAUCAUUUUUAUACAAUAGUUUGAUCAUCUGGUUAUAGUCGAGCCUUCAGCCUGCUUUAAACAGCCUAUUAACAUGUUUAAUUCUGCUUGAGAGCUGGGCGUUUUGAUACAGGGCUUAAAUGGAUAUUCCAACGUAAAAUUAAUUUAGGGUCAAACACACUGUAAAACCGAGUUAUACACCCCCUCAAGAGAUGAAUGUUGGUGACCGCUUGCUUCUCUAGUUAAACCAAUUUUAGUAAUGGCUGCAGGAUAGCAAUACACAGCAGUCUCAGGAGCCAUAAACAAAACCUCAA